AAUGGGAUAAGAGGAAAGCGGAGUCUUGUAUGCAGCUCUGUGAAGUUUUAGGGUGAGGGUCAACUGUGAUGUGGAUUGGCUGUGAUUUAUGAAGACUGCAGCUGCAGAGGAGGAAAGAAAGCGUACAUUUUGAGUUCCAAUACAUAACACUUGAUGAGUUUUUGUGUUGUCAAUUGCACAUGUAACUGUCAUGAUAACAUUUUGAACAAUACAGUACACAUGUUUUAAAGGAUUUCAGACACCAUUAGCAGAAUAUAAAAUGGAUAUCUAAUGCGGUGCGUGACAAUUGUAAAAGAGAAUAUUUCUAUCAUCUGGCCACAAUUAAUGAUUCGCAACUCAAUUGAAAAACAUUACCUUGCAUAAAUGUAGGCUCUUUGACAUGUUUUUACAAAAACCAAACAGUACUUAAAGUAUAAUGCUUUUACCUUGUAGUCUUGCAGUGUCUGGCGCAGAUCUCCUUUGUGCUUUGUCUUUGUGAGAACAGAACCGGAAGAGAUAAAAGUGCCCCUGUUGGUUUGUUUACAAGCCUACCAAAGAGAAUGACUGAGUUUUACUGAACACGAGGGAAUUUUACACUGGAGUCUUCUGUCACACAACCUUGCCCUCUAGUGGGGUCAUUUUGCUACAACACCCUUUCCAGUCAAGAGUGAACACAUGCAACUCCACAAUCUCAAGAGUUACAGCAUCCCAUUGAAGUAAUUUUGAACUAUUGAAGCACUGAUAUCCCAGUUCCAAAAUUGGUAGUGUCAGUGUAACCGUAUUACGCUACUGACUAUUGGAGCACGGACAUACAUUGGAUACACUGAAACCAUCUGUAAAUGUGGCUGGUAUUGUUCAAGAAGCUACAAUUGAGCCAAACAGGAGAGGACACUUCCUAGUAGAGCCAAGAAAAACACAAAAAAGCAAAAGACGUUGGGAUGGAAGCACUGGCAAAUACAAGUACACUACCCACAGCUACACCAGCUCCAAAUGACAUGAGGAGGACCACCUCGAACAGGUGGGAGUUCUUGGUAGCAGUCUUGGCUAUUGCCAUCUCCAUCUCCAUUCUAAUGGCCCUUUUGGCAAAAUGGCAAGUGGUUCAGCGCUACCUGUCCAGCUAUCGGCACACUCGGUUGAGAGAGACAGACACAGUCAGCCAGUGUGAGCAGUCAGGUCUUGAGGUGGGGUUUGACAUACUUGGGGAAAGUGAAAUAAACCCUCGCCAUCCCGUAAAUGCUGAAGAUGAUGAUGGCUUCAUUGAGGACAACUACAUCCCAACAAGUGAAAGAGUAAGAGCUGAAAGAGCAGCAGAGAACAUGGAGGACACAGAGGAAGAGAUGGAUGAAAAUGAAUUCACCAUUACUUAAAAAGUAUGGUCCUCUAUAUCAUCUGAUGGAUUACCACCUGAACCCUCAAGUGAAUAUAAAUAGUGCCAUAUCCACCACUGGGACCGCAGGUCUAAAAACCUCACUUUGUUCUUGUUCGACCGCCGAAAGGAGAUCUAAAACACUCACUUUAUUGUUGUUGUUAUUCCUGUGGAGAACACUAACUAAAAUUGCUACUCUCAUUCAAUGACAGAUCAGAAUUAAAUCUGGUAGGUAAAUUCUUGGCGGUGUAUAAGCAUCAAUCAUGAGAGCCCGUUUUUUUAUUUAUUGUAUCAGGGCUGAUUAAAUAGAUGAAUUAAUUGCAGAAUUAAAAUUGUUACUUGUUUUCCUCUGUGCUAAACGUUUUAAUGACCAACUGGACAUUUUAAAAUUGAAGCGCUCAGAAAUUAUCAAGGAGGUGCCGAAAUUUUCCAUUGGCAAGCAAAAAAAUGUGGCCACUAGUCAGAAAUCUUAGCUUUGAGCCCUCGGUUAGGAGUUGCCUCACAGUCCCUAGUUUAAGGGUUCAAUCCUAGGCUCAGUGUGCAUGUUCAACCCGUGACUGCAUGACUUUCCUCCAGUUACUUUGGUUUCCUCCCGCCUCCCAAAAACAUUUCAAAUUAUCUGUCUGUGUGAAUAUGAGCGCACAUAUCUCUUUGUGGCCAGCAAUUGGGUGGUUACCAGUUUAGGGGGUAUACCGCAUUCUGCCUUAGAGGGACUACACAGAGUUUGUCACUUUUUUUUACUCGCAACUGCCACCUUUGCCCUAAAGCUUAACUGCAGCUUGUGCAUGGCGCACAUUUUUGUACAAGCGUAAACAUAAAGCAAUGAGUGUUUGGCCCAGGGUUGGGCAAACUAUUCCACAAAGGACCGCAGUGGGUGCGGGGUUUUUGUGUUAUACAAGUGCAAUCAGUUGAUUGCAGUCAGGUGCUUCUUGUUUCCCCGGACCUCUCAUUGGUUAAACUGCCUGUACUGGAUCAGUUGAAACAAAGACCAGGACCCACAGCGGCUUUGAGGACCGGGUUUGCCCAUCCCUGGUUUGGCCCAUCAAAUCAGCAUCCGAAAUGCCAAAACAGUAGCAAAACUUAAGUGGAUUAAAAAAUGUUUUUGCCUAGCAGACACGAGGAGGUGGCUCGGUGAAACAUUGAUGCUGUUUUACCAGAGUGGUCAACCCGAACCCUCUCUAUUGAAGGUAAAAAAACGGCUUUUUUGGGCAGUCUCAGUUAAAAUGUCAGGGCGCUGUGCACUCAUCAGGGCAUCGGUGGAGCUUGCAUGGAAUAGAAAAGUAUUUCAAAAUAAAUCUAAAAAAUCAGCUGGGAUAGGCUCCAGCACCCCCGUGACCCUCAACAGUCUCAGUUGUAAGGAUAAAUAAAGAAUGAAUGGUGAGAAUAUAUUUUGUUUCUAUUUGAACUAAUAAUAAAAACAUUUGAUUGAUGUACAAAUAUAUUGAAUGUAUCAUCAAGAGUAACAUGAUUAUUUUUUAACCAGUCAUGAUAUUUUGUUUGUUUGCAUUUACCUAAACAACCACUACAUUAUUUGAAAAAGUAUAUUCAUAUAUUAUAGCAAUGUACUGUAUCAAAAGUGUCCUAUUGUGCAAGUUCAAAGAAACACAUUUCUUUUAAUAUACAGUGGGCAGCAAAUAUUCAAUUAAUUACAUUCAUACAAUAUAUUGGUGGUUUGAAAUGCAUGUUGUUGUUUAAUCAUCACUUUUCAGGAGAAAUGUACCAUAUUUUUCCACACUAGAGCGUAACUGAUUAUUAAAUGCACAGCCCAGAAAAAAAUCGCUAUACCAUAUACGUCAUUUUUUUAGUAGCCUGGUUUACAU
Corythoichthys intestinalis (scribbled pipefish) is the source of this 3165-nucleotide messenger RNA. It is a transcript of the gene c7h1orf210, whose product is annotated as chromosome 7 C1orf210 homolog. NCBI's taxonomy places the organism in Eukaryota, Metazoa, Chordata, Actinopteri, Syngnathiformes, Syngnathidae. Bases 918 to 1346 code for a protein of 142 amino acids. The record is from RefSeq and is a predicted model, not a curated record. The transcript has 4 exons.